CACUCUCCUCUCGUCCUCCGAAACCUAAGGCGGAAACAAAUAUCGAACUCCCAUUUCCAGAACUAUCUUCCUCUCGUCUUCUUUCCCAUUUUCAUUCUUCUUUGACGAGAAAAAAAAACUAAACUAACUGCAUAGACAUGGCGGAUCAGCUGACCGACGAUCAGAUCUCCGAGUUCAAGGAGGCCUUCAGCCUAUUCGACAAGGACGGCGAUGGUUGCAUCACUACCAAAGAGCUUGGGACUGUGAUGAGGUCAUUGGGACAGAAUCCCACCGAAGCUGAGCUACAGGAUAUGAUAAAUGAAGUCGAUGCUGAUGGCAAUGGAACCAUCGACUUCCCAGAGUUUCUAAAUCUCAUGGCCAGGAAGAUGAAGGACACUGAUUCUGAAGAGGAACUGAAAGAGGCUUUUAGAGUUUUUGACAAGGACCAGAACGGUUUCAUCUCUGCUGCUGAGCUUCGCCAUGUGAUGACAAACCUUGGUGAGAAGCUCACUGACGAGGAAGUGGAUGAGAUGAUAAGGGAAGCUGAUGUUGAUGGCGAUGGCCAAAUCAACUAUGAGGAGUUCGUUAAGGUUAUGAUGGCCAAGUGAUUUCCCCUCCUCAACCUAAAUCUUUAAAAACCACUAGAAUUUGAAGAGAACUAGAAUUUGGAUGGGUUAAGUUAGUACAAUGGAUUCCCAAGUCUUUCUAUUUUCCUUGUUUAUUGGAUGGUUUAAGGUCGGAUGUUGAAUUAAUGUAAUUUUUCUCUAUUGUUGUAAGGGUAGUAGAAUCCUUUUAUCUCCCACGUUAUAUUGUGUUGUUAAAAGUUUCACUUCAUUUAUUA
Molecule: messenger RNA, 820 nt
Organism: Ipomoea nil (Japanese morning glory)
Lineage: Eukaryota; Viridiplantae; Streptophyta; Magnoliopsida; Solanales; Convolvulaceae
Product: calmodulin-7
Exons: 2
Coding region: 138-587 (149 amino acids)
Molecular function (GO): enzyme regulator activity; calcium ion binding
Source: RefSeq, a predicted model, not a curated record